Microbotryum saponariae is the source of this 1291-nucleotide messenger RNA. The record is from the annotation of a GenBank genome assembly. NCBI's taxonomy places the organism in Eukaryota, Fungi, Basidiomycota, Microbotryomycetes, Microbotryales, Microbotryaceae.
AUGCUACACACGAGUGUCAGCUACACCUUCACUCUCACCUUGGACAAAUCCAACACCUCGACCCCUAUCACGACGCGCUUCGAGCUCGCUCAAGGUCCGGGCCAUGCCCAACGCCUCAUGCAAUGGCGGCUCGAAUGGAACCCUACUCCACCCAGAUCCAUCCUCUUCGAAGAAGGAAGCCUCCAUAAAAACAUUGAAUCAAUUCCCUCAUGUUGCUCCGCUCUACCCGACUCAGGCAAGGUGUACGCGACGAUCUCGAUCGAGCAAACGGCGCCAGCCCAAGCGCCGCAGCACAAGUUCGAACAUUCGAGACCGAUCGCUCGCGGCUAUGGCUCGUGGGUCCGCGAGAAGCCAAAUAUCAGUGGUGAUUGGGGUAUCGAGCGCUGCAAAGUAAAUUGUAAAGAGAUGUUCGACAACUUUCAGAAAUCCGAAACGUCCAGGCUCGAGUUGAGUGUGACUGUUCAGAUCGGAGAGGACGAAAGGGCCAGUCACCACGCCACUGAUCGGUGCAUGGAGGAGCAUCGGGUGAUGUCCGAUAAGAUCGACAGUCUCCAAAAGCAAUACAGAGGUAAUUCACCAUCAAUGGUGAUAGUGAUGCCCCAUGCUGAUGAUCGUUCUUCAAGCAGAAACCCGGCUUCGUCAGUACGCACACGACGUGCGCUUCGUGUUCAGUCCCUCCGGUCGGACGCUCUUCGCCAACUCAAAGACUCUGUGUUCGCGCUCGUCAUACUACCAAGACGUGCUCACCUCUGGCUUCAGCGAGUCGCAAAAGAUAAUCAGCUCCGAAUGCAACGAACACGAUCACGAACACACAAACUCGACGCCAUGUAAAGAGGAAUGGCACACCCUACACAUCGACGAGGACGAUCCCGACACCUUCGAGACCUACGCGACCGCUCUAACCUGGCUCUCGACCGACCUCAUCAAUUUCAGCGUCGAAGAUCCCUUCAGGACGCUCUCCACCGCCGAAGCGAUCUAUCGCCUCGCCGAUCAACUCUGCUUGGACGACCUGAGUGCACUCGCUUUGGACGCCUUGCACGCUUCUCUCACCCCGACGAACGCUGUUACUGCGCUGUUCUCGAUCCUUUCCCGCGAUUUCGCCGCGAUUCGUCAGCUCUGCGUUGGGUACUGUGUGAAGAAUUGGUGUUCGCCGAUGCUUGAAGAGGUCAAAGGGUUCAUCGCUCAAGGGGAUUGCUUGGAGAUUGGUGCGCUCGAAGCGAUGGAUGUGAUGGCGGCAUUGUCGGCGCGGUUAUUCGAGUCUCCCAGACGUACCCCUACUGAGGAUGACUGA